CAUCUACUUACCCACCAACCACUUUGAGACUGGAGAAGCCAUUUUUUCUCCUACCAAAAUACUGUUUUUUCUCCCUUCUUUCUUUCCUUCACCCCAUUUUCCUCACCAGAUAUAUAAAAAAAGAAAAGAGACUUUCCUUUUCCCUUUCCCUUUCCCUGACUACUCCUUCACUCACUCCCACCAGCCUGUGGAUCAAACUUUGACUCAGCUCCCUGAUUGGGACUUCAACCCUUCCCUUAUAUAUUCAUUCAUCCUUCCUUUAUUACGAGAAAGACAAGUUCUACCUCUCUUUUUCUUCUUCCACUUUACUUUCCUCCUUUCCCUUGAUAACUCACUUGCUUUCAGGGAUUUUUUUUUUGUUCACCUAUCGAUCUACCGACGAUGAUGAAGAAACGGCAAGUGGUGGUGAAGAGAUCGGAGGUGGGGAGGAUCUCCACGACGACGUCGUCUUCGGUCAUGAGGAGCGUCCGCUACGGGGAGUGCCAGAAGAACCACGCCGCCAACAUCGGCGGCUACGCCGUCGACGGCUGCCGGGAGUUCAUGGCCAGCGGGCCCGACGACGAAGGCGGCGGCGGAGGGGCGGCGCUCGUGUGCGCGGCGUGCGGCUGCCACAGGAACUUCCACCGGCGGGAGGUGGAGACGGCUGAGGUCGUGUGUGAGUACUCUCCGCCUAAUAACCACUCCUCCAGCCGCCGGUAGAAAAAACCCAUAUCUCUUUAUAUAUAUAUACUGUUGUCUGUGUAUAUAUAAUUCACGGCGGAGAGAGUUUGCUUGGCCGUGGUGGUGGUGAAUUGGUGAUUUGUUUUUGGAUAUGCUAUAGCUUGUUGUUCUGAGAAAGAAAAAAAAAAAAAGAAGGAAAAAAGGGAGUGGGGGGAAUUGGGUUAUAUUUACAUGUAUGGAGUGAUACUAUAUAUUUUACUUGUUAUGUCUCAACCUUUUGAGAAAUGGGGAACUCAAGAUUGACUUUCUCUUUUGGUUUUAUGGGAUGGUACAUGCUGUUCUUGGUUGUUUUUGUGUUGUGUUGCUGCCUCGAAUAGUACUAUCAUGUUGAUGUAGGGGGGUGAUUAACAUGUGUUGGGGUCAUUUUUAAUAUGGUUAUCCACUAUUUAAAUGAUUAGAAAUGUGUGACAGAACGAGUUAAUUGUGUUAACGAGCUAAUUGUUUGUCAUAUUAGACAUGCUUAUGCUUCAGACUUUUUGUAGUGUCUAGUUAAGUUGGGGAUCUCUUGAAAACAAAGUUUUUUUUUCUUUUUUCUUUUGAUAGACUUGAAAACAAAGUCUUAUUAUUGAA
Messenger RNA from Linum trigynum, 1290 nucleotides. The record is from the annotation of a GenBank genome assembly. Lineage: Eukaryota; Viridiplantae; Streptophyta; Magnoliopsida; Malpighiales; Linaceae.